Mucor mucedo is the source of this 2643-nucleotide messenger RNA. RefSeq lists its product as uncharacterized. Bases 1 to 2643 code for a protein of 880 amino acids. The transcript has 13 exons. NCBI's taxonomy places the organism in Eukaryota, Fungi, Mucoromycota, Mucoromycetes, Mucorales, Mucoraceae. The record is from RefSeq and is a predicted model, not a curated record.
AUGUCGCAGCUUAAUGUUCGUGUACGUUUAAAUUUACGUCAUAUUUGUUUUGAAAAUUUGACUUCGUCAGUUUUAAGAAAAAUUAUUGUGGAUUUGGAGACUGAUUGGGAUAGUCCUACCCUUUGCGAAGUCAACAUCGAUGCUUUCAUUUCGUACCCAUUGAAGGAGCUGAAAAUCAUGCCAAAAACUCGUUUGAAGCUGUCUUUAAGCCCCCAUUGGAAGCAGGCAUUGACUCGCCUGGACUUCAGGUACUUCACGUUUCGUGGUGAGAGGGACUCUGUCAAGAAUUACCCACACACUUUGCUUUUGGAGGCCUUUUCGGAAGCAUACAUGCACAUUCAUGUCCUCCUCUCGAACAUGAAGAAAAUGAAGCUUGGUGUAAAGAAUUCUAGAAGAAUGUUGGGUGCUGCUGUUCAAAAGACGUUCACCGACCGACUCCUAAUUCCGGCCAUUCGCCGUGUUCUGAUUUGUUCUCGUGCAAAUCGAUCUGGUGGAUCUUCUGGCGAAGCCAUUGGUACUGGAUUUCAUAUGACGGUGCCCAAAUUUUUGCUUGGUUCGGAGCUUAAGCUCUUAGUCAAGUCUAUGCGUGAUAUUGCGAAGGAGAGUGCGGAUUUGGCCCCAUAUCGUCAUUUUGUUUUUGUGGUUUCUUCUUUCGGGUUUAAAAGCCCAAUUUAUGGUCCGGAUUACACGUCCAUUCUUGAUACCAUGGUCGACUGGUCCCAACUUGACCCGCAAAGAUGCCUUGUAGAUAUUGGCUUGAAUCUAUUUGCCAAAUCCGAGGAUGGCCGACAAUUGGUAUUGUACGUUAAAGUGGAAAAAGUCGAAAAUAUGGGAAAACGUUUUGAUGAUCCAUCCAUAAAGACAGAUUUUUAUGGAAUGUCUUUGGGUUCUUUUGGUGGCUUCUCGGGAAAAGUAUCUGUUUACGAUGUCCCGUUCUGGUGUAAACGAAAAGGUGUCCGGUCCAUGGUACCCGAGAAAAUGAGAAAUAUUUUUCAUCAUCAAGAAGGUCAUCAUUUAAAGAACAUGAUUGUAAUUGAGAUGGUUUGUGUCCCCGCGAUCAUAGCCACUACGGCUUACGUCGACGUCUUAGUCGCAAAGUUAAAGUCUGCUUUUGCUGGUGAAGCGUUCAUCCACAUUGAUUCGAGUAUUUACCUUCAUUACGUUGGUCUUUUGGUAAAUCUUUUAAGUGACUUGGCCGAAAAAUGUCUUGGUUCCGUUCUGUUGCAGUCGUUCUCCGGGUUAUAUCUCUUGGUCUACAUGCCCAACAACGUGCUGUUUUUCCCUGGUGCGUUUGACGUCGAUGGCGACAGAGUCAUGUUUGGGCAUACUUUUGAUUCUACUCGUAUUCAACAGGCAUUUCCCGGUGCAGUUACUUUUGAUUCCACCGAACAAUUCAUGUCGAGUCGAUUCCAGGACGGUUACGUAAGAGGUGCCAACGUGCCGGAAGCUUUUUAUGAUUUGUUCGACAAUACCGAGACAACCUUAGAAGGAUUACUUUUGACAAUGUCCAAUGCUUUUCCUCUUGCUCCCGUCACUUGUCCUACUCUUCAGGCGUAUUUCGAAAUGAUCACUGCCUCCGACGGUUUCGGGACGAAGUUUGCCGCCUAUUUUUUGGAGCAAUUCUGGUCCGAAUAUAUAACUUUUUGGAAGGAUGGUGAUUGCUAUUUUGACCUACUUGGUUUCUCCAAUGUUCCAACCAAGGCUUUUCUUUCCAACUUUGAUGCUAAGCGAGUGGCUGAACCAAUGUGUAUUACAGAGCGAAUGUAUUUUCUUCUCCCAUUGCCGGAUAGAGACAGCUGUAGACCUGCGGACAUUAAGAAUGAACUGACUGCGUACAUGGAUGGAAAAGGUAUAGACUUAAACUGGAAGUCUUUUGGAACCAGGGCCUGGUAUCUGGAGUUAUUUGCAAACCCAUUUAUCGGUUACGAAGUCCUAUCUCAUUUUCAUUCCUUGCUAAUGGUUCAGUGUCUUCUUGCUUCAUCUCGAUUUGAGGUAGUAUUUGAGGAAUUAAACAUAUCUUUAUGCAACUUCCUUCGUAAAUAUUCCGGUGAUAACCAAUCUGUCUGUAAAUUACUUAGUUCCAAUCCUCUUCCUCACAUCAGUGAUAAUUUCAGAAAGCUAAAUGGGGACUCAAAUACAUCAGUAUCAGAACCUAAUCGUCUUACACGCGUUAAGCGUCGUAAAAAAAUUGUUGCAAUCGAUGGGACAACUGUUAAUAAAGUUGGAAACCUAGUAAUAGUACCAAAUAAGAACCAAAAAAAUAAUUUCAAUAACUUAGAUACUUCUAAAGUCAUUGCAAAGACCCGUUUGUGGAAAAUGACAAAGAUUUAUGGUACUGGCAAAAGUUACUACGAAGGGGGUUUUUCUAUUAUGCUCGCUGUCAUAAUCGUUUCAUGUAGAUGCAUUAAUUUAGUUAAUUCUUUGCCGGCAACUGUUCAUCUGCAGGCCAGCCAUCAAUCAUCAAAUAUUAUUCGUAAAAAAAAUUGUCGUUGCUCACAAAUGUUCUUGUCGAUUAUCCUUCUAACUGGAUUAUUACACGUUAGUAAACUUCUAACUUUCAUUCGGGGUUGCUAUGUCCGGCAAUGCUGGGCUUUCAGAGGCAAGAAUAUUGCAGUGCACCUAGUGUAUGACACUAAAACGUAA